Messenger RNA from Corylus avellana, 1262 nucleotides. It is a transcript of the gene JAZ1, whose product is annotated as jasmonate-zim-domain protein 1. Gene Ontology annotation, biological process: regulation of defense response; response to wounding; regulation of jasmonic acid mediated signaling pathway. Gene Ontology annotation, cellular component: nucleus. NCBI's taxonomy places the organism in Eukaryota, Viridiplantae, Streptophyta, Magnoliopsida, Fagales, Betulaceae. The record is from RefSeq and is a predicted model, not a curated record.
AAAUUAAAAAAAAAUAGAUAAUAAUAAACAGAUAAAAGGCUCACGGAGAAGCUGGGGAGCAGCAAACAGAAGAGAGUCUCUCUUUGAUUUCGUUGCUUCUAUAUGAGAGCACAAGCACCGAGGCCUUAGGUUUCCAUAGAUUCGGAUACACAGUUCUCUGAACCCUUAUACUACUUUCGCAUUCAAUUGAAGAUGUCGAGCUCGCCGGAGUUUGCAGAUUUGUCCGGGCAGAGGCAGGCGAAGGCGCCGGAGAAGCACAGCUUCUCGCAGAAGUGUAGCAUGCUGAGUCAGUACCUGAAGGAGAAGGGGUCCUUUGGCGAUCUCAGACUCGGGAUGACAUGCAACAUCGAAGGAAACGCUAUACCUGAGAUGUAUCGUCAGACAUCAACGAUGAAUUUGUUUCCGAUCAAUGAGAAACUGUGUGAUGUUUCCGGCCGUACCGAGCCGGCCUGUCGGUACUUUAAACCCGCCGAUUUGCUCCCUCAACCAGCUGGGUUUUCUACCUCGAUUCCAAAAGAAGAGGCCCCAAAGAUUGCUGCUGACUCUAGAGUGAAGAGGUGUGCCACAGCAGAGCCUGAAAAAGCCCAGAUGACAAUAUUUUAUGGUGGGCAAGUAAUCGUAUUCAACGAAUUUCCAGCUGACAAGGCAAAGGAAGUCAUGAUGUUAGCAAGCAAGGGAACCUCCCAGAGCCACACCAACAACCAGCAUGCCUUUGCCAAGAACUCUGUUGAUUCCACCAGUUCAGUCGCCACCGGCACUAGUGCUGUUCCUCCCAAUCCUGGCAAUAAAGCAAUUCAAGAGAACGUUCAACCGCCCCCUCAGCCUCUUGCUGGUGAGUUGCCAAUUGCAAGGAGAGCUUCACUCCACCGGUUCUUGGAGAAGAGAAAAGAUAGGGUCACUGCAAAGGCACCAUACCAAACAGGCAACCCAGGACUAGGAGCAGCCCCGACAAAGCCAGCUGAAAGCAAGGCAUGGCUCGGCCUGGCUGCCCAGUCACCAAAUUAGUUAAUCAUAUUCAUUUUUAGGCAAUUACAAUUCAAGCCUGCUGUCCUUUUUUUCUAGUGGGUUUUAUACCUGCUAAUGUUGUUUACUUAUUUAGCUUCCGUCCUUCUGUUAUGUUUCCCUCUUAACUUCGGCUCUAGUCAGCCAGCCUGCCUUAGAUCUAACUAUUGAUGAUGAAUCUCAGUUGUUGUAAUUAAAUUUGAUGUGAUCAUCUCGAUAACCGAUAUAUUUUUCAAUGAAUGGAGUAAUUUAUUAGAACC